AUGUCCGAGUCUGAAUCGUCGAUUGUGAUGUCAGUCCUACAAGGGCCGCUUUGCGGUACACUUGCUACCAUGCUGCUGUACGGUGUUGUCUGCAUGCAGACCUUUCACUACUGGCAAGCAUACGAGCAUGACGGGAAGAUUCUGAAGUCUGUGGUGGCAUUCAUCUGGAUUCUCGAGACUGCUCAUACAGCAUUGUCGAUACAUUUUGUCGAGUAUUAUCUUAUCAUCCAUUUCGGAGAGUUGUUACAGUUAUUAUUUGCAGUUUGGAGCAUGGGGGCUACAUAUUUUGUUGGUUUUAUUAUAGGUUAUGCUGUGAAUCUUUGCUUCAUCUGGCGGAUACUGCUACUGAGCCAAAAACGCUGGAUUGCUGUUUUAUUUGUCAUUGUUGCAACUGUUCGCUGUGGAUUUGGACUUGCAAACUGCGUUUUGAGUUGGACAUAUCCUUUGUGGACGGAAUUCAGAAUUCGCGUCUUUUCCACCAUGGUGGUUGGUCAGGUGCUUUCAGCAGUAGUCGACGGUGCUAUUGCGUUGACACUAUGCCUUUAUAUUCGAAAACUUCACCUUGUUGCACUUAGAACGGACAGUGUCCUCAACCGCCUCCUAUUAUAUAGUAUCAACACUGGUGCUGCCACAUCGCUCUUCGCCAUUCUAGCGGUCAUUGUGUUUCUCGUUCUACCAACUAAUCCGGCAUUCAUUGCUUUUGUCCAAGUCCAGAGCAAACUCUAUGCCAUAUCAUUGUUGGCAUCGCUAAACACCCGCAAAAGCACGUUCGAAAUGACCAAACAGUCUGUUCCCGCCGCGGACGGUGUUGCGCUUUCUCUGUUCAAAACAACACCGCAGCAUCCGUCGUACAUGCAUCCGAUUAAAGUCCAGAAGAGUGCUGUGAUGGACAUUUACGGCGAUGAUGUGGAUACAUAUACCGGAAAUAACAGCACUACUCAAGAGAGUGAAUGUUGAGUUCAGUGCACUGGCAGGCCAGUCAGGACCGCUGAACCAGUAUGGAUCGAUAGACUAUUUAUUAUUGAGGUGAAGGAACGAGGAAAGUGAAUGAUUGACUCCGCCAACUUUGCAUAUGAUUAUUUAUCCUCACAAUCUUUACCAAUGUUCUAAUAUCAUGGCAGAACAUGACGCUACUGCUAUCCAAACAUCAUAUGCCCUGUUGCUGUCGAGGCGAAUCAAACUUGAAAUGCACUUGGCUCGCUUCGAAAUUUUGAAGUCGAGUUUUGUGUUUCUGGAGCGGAGUUGCUGUGAGCGCUUGUUAAAUUCUCGCGCUGUCACGGUGUACCGAAGCCCAGGUUGUCUUUUUUUACUCGCAACCAAGACUCCGCCUCCGACACGGUGUAACUGAUGUUUACCGGAUCAAGUUCAUAGGUUCGGUGGAAGGGGUGCGCAAGCA
This is a messenger RNA of Suillus clintonianus, 1396 nucleotides long. RefSeq lists its product as uncharacterized. The record is from RefSeq and is a predicted model, not a curated record. The transcript is spliced from 18 exons. The coding region runs from base 1 to 957 and encodes 318 amino acids. NCBI's taxonomy places the organism in Eukaryota, Fungi, Basidiomycota, Agaricomycetes, Boletales, Suillaceae.